UUUCAGUUUGGUAUAUAUAUGAAACAAUGGUUAUAUGAUAAUUGUUGUAUUCGAGGGAGUACAUUCACAAGAGUUGUUUAGAUAUGCUUACGUCUGUGUUGUGUAUCGCUUCACUGGUAACUCUUCUCGAUGCUCGUAUUUCAAUAAAUAAAGAAAGAUUUGAACCAUUGUCAGAUGACAUCAUCUCGUAUAUCAAUCAACAUCCAAAUGCUGAAUGGAAAGCUGAGAAAAGCAAGCGUUUCCACUCACUGGAUGACGCACGCAUUCUGAUGGGUGCAAGAAGAGAGGAACCAGAAUUAAGAGAGAAGAGGCGUCCCACAGUUGACCAUAAGGAUUGGAAUGUAGAAAUUCCAUCAAACUUCGAUUCAAGGAAGAAAUGGCCUCGUUGUAAAAGUAUAGCGACCAUCCGUGAUCAAUCACGAUGUGGAUCAUGUUGGGCUUUCGGUGCUGUCGAAGCUAUGAGUGAUCGAACCUGUAUACAGUCACGUGGCAGACAAUCUGUGGAACUAAGUGCUGUGGAUCUAGUGAGCUGUUGCGAAGGUUGCGGAUUUGGUUGUGAUGGUGGAUUCCCUGGUCCUGCUUGGGAUUAUUGGGUAGAGGAAGGUAUAGUUACUGGAAGUUCGAAAGAGAAUCACACAGGCUGUCAACCAUAUCCAUUCCCAAAAUGUGAGCAUCAUGCCAAAGGGAAAUAUCCUGCAUGUGGCAAAAAAAUCUACAAGACUCCCCGUUGUAAACAGACAUGUCAGAAAAGUUACAAAAUCCCAUACGCCCAAGACAAGCAUCGAGGUAAAUUGUCUUACAAUGUUGCUGAUAAUGAAUUGUCUAUUCAAAAGGAAAUCAUGAAGUAUGGACCAGUAGAAGCAGCCUUCACAGUUUACGAAGAUUUUCUAAAUUACAAAUCUGGGAUCUAUGAACAUAUUACUGGGGAACCAGUUGGUGGACAUGCUAUACGUAUAAUCGGAUGGGGUGUGGAAAAAAACACACCUUAUUGGUUGAUAGCGAAUUCGUGGAAUGAAGAUUGGGGUGAAAGUGGAUAUUUCAGAAUACUACGUGGUCAUGAUGAAUGUGGCAUCGAAUCCGAGGUAACAGCUGGUCGGAUUAACUAAUAACACAAUCUUUAAACAUUAUCAUAAAAUUUUACUUAGAGUGAAGUCAUUACAAAUGUAUACUGAAUACUUCUGAGAAACGUUACAUAUUCAUAUUAUCUUUUCAUUCAUUUUAUAUUAUAAAUAAACUGUUGCGAACUCUAACUAAACUCUUUACUGAAUAAAUGUCUUUGUUAGGCGUAUUAUCGU
Molecule: messenger RNA, 1295 nt
Organism: Schistosoma mattheei
Lineage: Eukaryota; Metazoa; Platyhelminthes; Trematoda; Strigeidida; Schistosomatidae
Source: the annotation of a GenBank genome assembly